AUGCCGCGGGCCUCCAGCUCGCUCCCCAGGGAGUCCCCCCUGAGGCCCUCCCGGCCCCCCCCCAGCCCGGGACCUGCAGUGGAUCCCCAAGGCACCCUAUGCCCCAUCGCCAUGAGCCUCCAACCUCUACUCCUUCCCCCUGCAGCCUGGCAGCAGCCUUUCCUCAACGUCUUUAGACACUUCAAGGUGGAUGAGUGGAAGCGGUCGACCAAGGAGGGCGAUGUGGCAGUGGUGACGGAUAAGACCCUGAAGGGCUCUGUGUACCGUAUCCGGGGCGCCGUGUCUGCCAGCAACUACCUCCAGCUCCCCAAGAUCAGCACUCAGUCCCUGGGGCUGACGGGGCGCUACCUGUACGUGCUCUUCCGGCCCCUGCCCACCAAACACUUCGUCAUCCAUCUGGACGUGUCCACUGAGGACAACCAGGUCAUCCGGGUGUCCUUCUCCAACCUUUUCAAGGAGUUCAAGUCCACAGCCACCUGGCUUCAGUUCCCCUUCAUCUGCCAGGCUCAGCCAUCCAGGCCAGCAGACUCGAUGCCCCCCAGCACCCGUUGGACCUGUCUACAGCUAGACCUGCAGGACAUCCUGCUGGUCUACCUGAACAGGCGCUUCCGGCACCUCAAGAGCGUACGGCUUGGUGCCAGCUUACUGGUCAGGAACCUGUACACCAGCGACCUGUGCUUCGACCCUGCUGUGACCACGUCUGAAGCUAGGCGCGAUAAGCUGGCCGUCACUCCCGUGCCCCGAGAAAUGGCGUUCCCAGUGCCGAAGGGGGAACGCUGGCAUGACCGCUAUGCUCACAUCCGGUUUCCGAGGGACAGCCCUAGAGAGCCCUGGGAUCCUGGGCUGAAGAGUGGCUUUGCUCCUGACCCAGGCCUCCCAUGGCCAAUGACACAGCACGGCCCACGUGUGGCUGCCGGCAGCAAAGCCCUGCAAGGAGACCUGUGCACAGUGGUCCAGCUCCCCAGCCCCGCUGCUCCCUGCCAGGCCCCCUCGAUGCCAGGGCCCCGCCCCCAGGUCAGCCCAUUGUGCCGGCUCCCAGCCACUGUGGCUCAGCCAGGAUGUGGUGAUGGCAUCCACGUGUUUGCCCGGUCACUGGAUGUGGCGCCUGUGGCCCUGGAGAAUGUUGGCGUUCAGGAGGUUGACCGCCGGAAGCAGAGUAGACAGGAGGCACCUCCAAGCAAGAAGUCCCCUCAGCGAAGGAGCUUCCUGCCAGACCCAGUCCUGAGACUCAGAGGCGUCAUCGGCUUCGGGGGUCAUACCACCAGAUGGGCCCUGUGGACCAAGGACGGGGCCUCUGUGGUAUACCCAUGUCACGCGGUCAUCGUGGUCCUUCGGCUGGAGACCAGUGAGCAGCGUUUCUUCCUCGGCCACACAGCCAAGGUCUCAGCCCUAGCGCUGGAUGGGCGUGACUCGCUGCUGGCCUCGGCCCAGGCGCAGCCCCAAAGCAUGGUGUGGCUGUGGGAUUUCCCAACGGGGGGCUGCCUAGCCAUGUUCCGGAGCUCUAUCCACAGCGUCAACAUCCUCAGCUUCUCUGCUAGUGGGGCGGUCCUAUGCGGCGUGGGCAAGGAUGGCCACGGGAGGACGAUGGUGGUGACUUGGGGUACUGACCGGGUGGGUCGCGAUGGCGAGGUGGUCGUCCUGGCGAAGGUACACACCAAUGUGGACAUCCAGUCCUGGGCAGUCGCCACUGAUGACAUCAGGAUGGCAUCUUGUGGGCAGAGAAGUGUGCGGCUCUGGCGGCUGCGUGGAGGGGCGUUGCACUCUAGCUCCGUGAACCUGGGGGAGCACCACGGGCUACACUUCACCGACCUCACCUUUGAUUGCCGCGCGGACAGGCCACUCACGCUCUAUGUGUGCAGUCGGAGUGGUCACAUUCUGGAGGUGGGCAUCCAGGGCAUGGCUGUGCUGCAUGCCCGCCGCCUGUUGCCCACGGAGCCCCCAGGCAGCCCCCACUUGGAAAAGCCCACCUUUACCUCAGGCCCCGGAGUCGCCAUCAGUAGCCUCAGUGUCUCCCUGGCCACCUGUGCUGUGGGCUCCGAGGAUGGCUACCUGCGUCUCUGGCCCCUGGAUUUCUCUGCUGUCCUCCUGGAGGCAGAGCAUGAGGGGCCCGUCAGCUGCGUCCGCGUCAGUCCUGAUGGCCUGCGUGUGCUGUCCUCCACCAUCACGGGCCACCUUGGCUUCCUGGACGUGGCUUCCCGCGAGUACUGUGUGCUGGCCCGCUCGCACACCGCCUCCCUGCUGGCCUGUGCCACGGGGCCCAGCCGGCAGCUUGCCACGGUGGCCAGGGAUAACGCUAUAUGCAUCUGGGACCUGGCGACCCUGCAGCAGCUGUAUGAGCUCAGGCCCCCCGAGGAGUCCCCGAGCGCUGUGGCCUUUCACCCCAUGCAGCAGACCCUGUUCUGUGGCUUUCAUAGCGGCGCGGUGCGCUCUGUCAGCCUGGCCACCACGGGGGGUGCGCUGGUGGAGCACAGGCGGCACGGGGGAGCCAUCACUGGUCUGGCCACCACUCCAGACGGCCGCUUCCUGUUCAGCACCUGCUCUCAGGGCGUCCUGACCCAGUACGACUGUGCAGGACCCCAGUGCUCCGUCCUCCGAGUGGCAGGGAACAUGACGUGCCAGGAGGCCAGGCCGAACCCCAACACCCUGGCGGUCAGCAGGGACAGCCACCUGCUGGCCAUUGUGGGCCCCUCCAAGUACACAGUGACCAUCCUGGGCACAGCCUCCCUGUAUGAGCUGCUCCGGGUGGACGUCAGCACCCUGGAGCCAACUGGCAGCCCGCUGGACUCCACCGUGGCCGUCCUCUUCGGGCCCCCUCCCACCAGCCACCUCCUUGUGUCCAUCUCCGCUGCCAAAGUCCUGGUUCUGGAUGCCCAGUCGGGGCGCACCAUCCGGGAGCUCUCCAGUGUCCACCCUGUGGCCUCCUCCUCCCUGGCUCUGAGCCAGGAUGCCCAGUUCCUGGUGACAGCUGGAAACCGAGCCAUCAAGGUGUGGGACUCACCGCUGCAGGAGCAUCCUGGCUGCCAGGUGUUCAUCGGGCACUCGGAGCCUGUGCUGGACUUGGCCUUCACCCCCGACCACAGGCAGCUCCUAAGCGUGGGGGACACCAUCUUUCUCUGGGACAUCCUGUCCCCCUCUGAGAGGAGGCCCAGGGCCAGCGGCCGAAGCGCAGCCUGGGAGGCUGGGCCCGGCGUUGGACAGCAGGAAGAUAUAGCUUCUGGGGCCCAGGGGUUCCCCCGGUGCCAGGUACCCAUGCCGUCCCAGGCCCCACGCCCUCAGCAGGCCACUGGGGCCUCGACCCCCAACAGCAGUGAUGGCGUGUCUUCUGUGUCAGAUGAGGAGGGACCCAGCGAGGAGGAGCCCUCCUCAAAGCCCCCACAGACUCCAGACCUUCGAGGGCUGCUAGAGAAGGGAGCUGGGGGGGACAGGCCAAGGAGGGGCCCAGGGGCUGAACCCACCUGCCCCUCCAGCCGGCCAGCAGGUGCCAGCAACCCUGGAGCGGCCUACGUCCCACCCACCACCUGCCCUGACACCUAUACACACUUUGUGGCCAGCUUUAAGACUUCCCAGCACCCCAAGAGCACGUCCCUUCCUCCGGCUGGCGUGGAACAGCUGCGCCUGAAAGGAGUCGUGGGUUACAACGGGAACGGGCGAGCCAACAUGGUGUGGAGGCCGGACACAGGCUUCUUCGCCUACUCGUGCGGCUGCCUGUUGGUGGUGGAGGACCUGCACUCGGGCUCCCAGCAGCACUGGCUCGGCCACCCCGAGGAGGUGUCCACGAUGGCACUCAGCCACAAUGCCCAGGCCCUGGCCUCGGCUUCCGUCCGAGGCCGUUCGGCCGCCCACUGCGAGAUCCGGGUUUGGGACACGUUUACUGGCGCCUGCCGCGGGCUCAUCUCCCAUCACGACUCCGCGGUCCAGGCCCUGGCCUUCUCACCAGAUGACAAGCUCCUGGUCACCCUGGGGAACUUUGCCGACUGCACCCUUGCCCUGUGGAGCAUGGCCACCUACCAACUUGUGACAUCCACGCGCCUCCCGGAGCCGGUGCACGGCGUGGCCUUCGCCCCUGGGGAGGCAGCCCAGUUUGCCUGUGUGGGCCGGGGCGCCACCACCUUCUGGUUCCUGCAGCAGCAAGGGGCAGACAUUUGCCUCCAGGCACACCAGGAGCCACUGCCUGCCGAGGUGGGGGCCUGCGAGCUGACUGCGCUGUGCUUCGGCCCCCCUCCUCUGCUCUACUGUGGCUCCAGCGCCGGCCAGGUCUGUGUCUGGGACACACUUUCCGGCGGCUGCUUCCUCACGUGGGCUGCGGAUGACGGCGAGAUCGGCGUGCUUGUGGGCUCUGAGUCACGCCUGGUCAGUGGCAGCAACACACGGCUGCUGCGGCUGUGGGCUGUGGGGGCCAUGCCUGAGCUGAGGCUGAAGGGCUCCGGUGCCAGGUCCAGCACUGUGGUCCUGGAGCACCAGGUGACCCUGGACGGGGCCGUGGUGAGCGCUGCUUUCGACAGCCGCAUGGACAUGGGCAUUGUUGGCACCACAGCGGGCACGCUCUGGUACAUCAACUGGGCCCAGGGAGCCAGCACCCGCCUCGUGAGCGGUCACCAGAGCAAGGUGAACGAGGUGGCCUUCAGCCCCGACGAGUCCCACUGGGCCACCUGCGGUGAGGACGGGAGCGUGCGGGUAUGGUCACUGGUCAGCAUGGAGCUGGCCAUCCAGUUCCAGGUGCUCAACCAGAGCUGCCUCUGCUUGGCCUGGAGCCCCCUGCCCUGCAGACAGCAGGGGCCACAGCGGCUCGUGGCUGGCUAUAGCGAUGGCACCCUGCGAGUCUUCAGCGUCUCUCGGACGGAGCUGGAGCUCAAGAUGCGGCCCCACCCAUGUGCUCUGACGGCAGUGGCCUUCUCUGCUGACGGUCAGACAGUUCUCUCUGGGGACAAGGAAGGCCUGGUGGCUGUGAGCCACCCCCGCACGGGGAUGACCAUCCGAGUGCUGCGGGACCAGCAGGGUGCUCCCAUCUGUGCCAUCCAGAGCAGACUCAAAGAGCACCGAGACUUUGGGGUGCCGGGCACGGACCUGUGGCUGGCCGCCAGCGGGGAUCAGCGUGUCAGCGUCUGGGCAGCCGCCUGGCAGGAGGACAUAUGCGAGCUGGUGGAUUGGCUGAGCUUCCCGGCGCCUGUGCCCACACAGCCAGGCACUCCCCCACCGCCCUCCCUUGCUGUCUUCUGCCCCUGGGACGCUGACCUGAUGGUGUGUGCCGGCUUCGGCCCCCAGCCCCAGCUAGUGCUGUACAGUCUUCGCCAGAAGCAGGUGCUGGAGACCAUCCCUCUGCCCCUCUUCGCUGUGUCCCUGAGCCCAUGCCCAGGAUCCCACCUUGUGGCUGUUGGCUUUGCUGAGCGCCUGCUGAGGCUGGUGGACUGCACUUCGGGGACAGGGCAGGACUUCGAGGGCCACAAUGAUGAGGUGCACCUGUGCCGCUUCGCCCCGUCCUCGAGGCUGCUCUUCACGGCCUCCCACAAGGAGAUCUUGGUGUGGACCGUCUCAGCGGCCGGGGGCUUUGGCCAGGCAACAGCCGGGGAACGAUCCUGAGGGCCUCACCAAGACCUGCUGCUGUGCACUUGGGUCUGAGAAUGGCGGGUGGGGCUGCUCACCUGGGGUCUUCGUUCCUCCACGUGUACCUUGUAAAUAAACAUACUUGCUACACCCAC
Molecule: messenger RNA, 5696 nt
Organism: Echinops telfairi (small Madagascar hedgehog)
Lineage: Eukaryota; Metazoa; Chordata; Mammalia; Afrosoricida; Tenrecidae
Gene: WDR90
Product: WD repeat domain 90
Exons: 43
Coding region: 1-5577 (1858 amino acids)
Cellular component (GO): centriole
Molecular function (GO): protein binding
Source: RefSeq, a predicted model, not a curated record